This is a messenger RNA of Drosophila busckii, 759 nucleotides long. RefSeq names its product chromobox protein homolog 3 (gene HP1c). Gene Ontology annotation, molecular function: chromatin binding. Bases 47 to 742 code for a protein of 231 amino acids. Gene Ontology annotation, cellular component: pericentric heterochromatin; nucleus. The record is from RefSeq and is a predicted model, not a curated record. The transcript has a single exon. Gene Ontology annotation, biological process: chromatin organization; negative regulation of transcription by RNA polymerase II. Lineage: Eukaryota; Metazoa; Arthropoda; Insecta; Diptera; Drosophilidae.
AUAAUUUUUCACAUUUAUUGCAUUCUUUUCGUAAACAAACAUAAAAAUGGUAAAAAAUGAGCCUAAUUUUGUCGUUGAGCGCAUUGUGGACAAAAGAAUCACUGCGGCCGGCAAAGUAGAGUACUUCAUAAAAUGGCGCGGCUAUCCCUCCAGCGAUAAUACUUGGGAGCCCGAGGAAAAUUGCGAUUGCCCUGCUCUCAUACAAAGAUUUGAAGAGUCCCGUGCAAAAAACAAGAAAAGAGCCGAGAAAAAGCCAAAAUGUGAGGAAAUACAGAAACCCCGGGGCUAUGAGCGAGGACUGGAUCUUGCAGAGAUAGUGGGCGCCACAGACGUUACCGGUGAAAUAAAAUAUCUUGUUAGAUGGCAAUAUUGUGAUGAGUUUGACUUGGUUACGAGUAGCCAAGUAUCGGAAAAGAAUCCAGAGAUGCUAAUCGAAUACUACCAAAAGAGGGCACCUUACAACAACUUUAUAAGUAAGCGCAUGCAGGGCGUUCCGGAGCAGCUACGCACUAGUGCUGCACAAACUGGAUAUGCUAUGGGGAGUGUGGCUGUGGAUGUUGCAGACUCUUCUAUGGCACAUCUGGAGAGCGAGCAGCGACAGUCAAUGGAACAGGAACAAUCUGCUAUGGCGAUGCCUGUACAGCACGGGGUUGCUGAAAUGGACAAUGUGGGUGUGUCCUACUCCAUACCUGUCCCCGGGGUAGGCAACAUUGCAAUUGACGUGCCCAUGGUCGAUAAUUAAGACAGUUAUUAAUAAAA